Monopterus albus (swamp eel) is the source of this 2623-nucleotide messenger RNA. RefSeq names its product vitamin K epoxide reductase complex, subunit 1-like 1 (gene vkorc1l1). Gene Ontology annotation, molecular function: vitamin-K-epoxide reductase (warfarin-sensitive) activity. Gene Ontology annotation, biological process: peptidyl-glutamic acid carboxylation; vitamin K metabolic process. Bases 52 to 579 code for a protein of 175 amino acids. The transcript is spliced from 3 exons. Lineage: Eukaryota; Metazoa; Chordata; Actinopteri; Synbranchiformes; Synbranchidae. The record is from RefSeq and is a predicted model, not a curated record.
CAAUCAAAUUCGCUGCGUCUGUAUGCGUGUCUCCAGCUAGGCCAGAAAGUGAUGGCGGCGCCUGUCUUGAGAGUAUCCACCCCUCGGUGGGAAAGAAUAGCUAGGCUUCUUGUUUGCCUUUUGGGCAUAUUGUUGUCUCUAUAUGCUUUCCACGUCGAGAGGGAAAGGGCUCGGAAUUCGGAUUAUACGGCUUUGUGCGAUGUCAGUAGCUCCAUCAGCUGUUCAAAAGUGUUCAGCUCAAGGUGGGGUCGAGGAUUUGGUCUCCUGGGCUCAAUUUUUGGAAAUGACAGUGCACUGAACCAACCCAACAGUGUCUAUGGGGUUGUCUUUUAUGCCUUUCAGCUCUUGCUAGGAAUGACUGUCAGUGCAAUGGCUGCCCUUAUUCUCAUGACGACAUCCAUCUUGUCAGUGGUGGGUUCACUGUACCUGGGCUACAUCCUCUAUUUUGUCCUAAAGGACUUCUGCUUCAUCUGCAUUACCACAUAUGCCCUGAACUUCAUUCUCUUUAUUCUCAACUACAAGCGGCUGGUUUACUUGAAUGAGGCCUGGAAGCAGCAGCUCCAGGCCAAGCAGGACUAAGCUGUCGAGAACGGCAAGAAAAUUCAACAACAACAAAACAAGAGAGAUGUGACCUCUGAACAUUUGACUUGCCACCAGGAGACCUUGCUUCCAAAACAAUGUUUAUUCUGCUGUGUGUUCAAAAAAAUGAAGAAAUUAAAUGUUGGGUCUGACUUCUCAAUGUUGAUUGCAAACAUAGAAGGAUUUGUAACUGAAAGAUGUUCUUUUAAUUUCUUUUUUUUUUCCUUGUUUAACAUUCUGCUCACUUAAGGAAGAGGCUGUGUGUGGAUGCAUAUUUGUGUGUGUGUCAGGAAAUGCAACAACCUGAGCAAGUAGUGGCAGAAGGCCUGAAUGAUGGAGGACAGCUCUCUUUAGGAUAAAAAGGAUCCAGAAUGGAGGAAAACGCAGGACAUGAAAGGGUUUUACGUGGCAUGGUUCAAAAGGUCAUAUUACUGUACAGCAGACACCUGCACUAGUACUUGGAACCAAAUAAUGGCUUCCAAAAUUAGAAAAAUGUUCAUUAGGUUAUACAGUUUGCAGAUGAGGUUCUAUGACAGGUGGGGGUAAAACACCAUUUAUACAUAAUUUCUUUUAAUGUUUACACUUUGUAGUAAUUUUGUUUUUGAAGAGGACCACUAAAAAUAAACACAGGACAGUGCGAGUGUGUGUGUGUGUGUGUGUUUGUAGAUCAGAUUGUUUCACAAUUCUGUAAAUAGCUGCUGAGCAAUAUUCCAAGCCAGGUUGUGAUGUAGUGUAGACACAAACCUUUAAGUUAAAACAGAAAGACAGGAGAAAACAGUAAAUCUGGAACAAAACGUGAUGAGGGUCACAGUUUGGGGGACGAGUCAGAGUUGUUCGGUGCAUCUUCUGUCCUGUCAUCCUGGUCAGGUGCAGUUCAGUCGUGGAUUUCUUUGUUGUAAGUGGUUACUGUUUUAUCUGAAGCCACUGGCACAAGUCUUUUAAACACAACUUGAGGUUCUUUUCUAGGUUUACAUCAGCCCCCUCCCCGUGUUGUGUGAAAAGCAUUCCUGACCACCGCACAAGUGGGUUCCAUAAAGACAUAUGUGCCUAAGGGAGUGUUAAGGUGAAUGACCUUUUGGGCAUGGGAUUGGGGUAAUGUCUUUUUAAUACCAAUUUUCCCUCAUUGUUUCAUUGUCACAGGUCCAAGGCUUUAUUCUUAUGAUCACACUUAUGUAAAUUUAAGAUACCAGUGAAGUGUUUUCCCCCUUCCUUAUAGUCUCACGCGGUAGCAAAGGCUGCUACACUGUGAUUGUCCGCUCAAGAGUAGGAUGGCCAGCAUCUCUAAUCUUUGUGUCAGUUGUGUUAAUGUUCAUCUGGCUUUUCUUUACUGUUCGACCAGUCUACAUUUGAUGUCAGCUGAGCAAUACUGGUGAUCUUGCCAAACUGAGCUUAGUUGAUGUGAGUGGUUGCAGUGUAACAAGCUGUAAGGAAACAAAACGGUAUGUUGAGCAACAGGUGGAGUUUGUGGGAUGUUUGCUCCAGUAGGAAAGAUAUCCAGGUGGGUGGUUUUCUGUCACAUGGAAGCAUUUUGUUAAGUUAAUCUAACAUAGCAAGGUUUGUACAGUGUGAUAGAACAGAGGGACAUGCAAGCAUGGCUUGUGUUGGUUUUGCUAGAAAUCCACAGUAUUGUCAGUUCAGUACCAGAGUAGGACCGCUGUCCGUUUUCCACCCAGAAUCCACUGGUUAAAGUAACCUACUUGGCAGAUGCAUGGUACACUAGCUCUUGGCUUUAAGUACAUAUAUGUGGGCCAUCGGACAAUCUUACACACAUUGUCAAAGAUCUGUAUCUGUUAUAGUGAUACCUGUAAUAAUGUGAUUCUACUGUGGUGUUAAACCAGCUUCUUUCCAUGACUGCUAGUCUCCAUGCCCCUUCAUAUUUUAAUAGAAAACAAGUUCUCCUAGACUUUUACUUUAUGGGUUGAGGGUUGUUAAAGCAGUGAGGUAGUAACUGAUAGGAAAGGAAGUUCAGUGAUGUGCUUCCUGGGACAACAUAUGAAGUCAUCAGUUGUAAAUGAAAAAAGAAACGGGGGUGAUACUUUUGUUU